Aspergillus nomiae NRRL 13137 is the source of this 402-nucleotide messenger RNA. RefSeq lists its product as uncharacterized. The transcript has a single exon. The record is from RefSeq and is a predicted model, not a curated record. The coding region runs from base 1 to 402 and encodes 133 amino acids. Lineage: Eukaryota; Fungi; Ascomycota; Eurotiomycetes; Eurotiales; Aspergillaceae.
AUGCCUCCCAAUCACUAUCUCCACAUUGCUUUGAAACUUCUCCAAUUUGACUCUGUACGGAACAUCAUAGUACGCGGCGCCAAGACAGCCAUGGCCCCACGCCCCAAAGAGCUCUACCCACCACAGGACGCGUCCGACACCGAGAUCGACGAACGAAGCCCUGGGACCCACAACCCCAUCACGGUUCCAGAGGAUCAGAGCGUAGCAACACGAACGUCGUACAUGCCUCGCAGUCUCGAAGAUACCGCCAAGUUGGUGCGUUCCGAGGAUCCUGGCGAACGAGCGCUUGGACAGACCCUGCAAUGCUAUCAGAUGCAGUUGAUGUUGCUGGAGCAACAAUACAAACGCUACAAAUCGCGGUUAGAGGAAGAGCGGAAAGCUUCUGAGUCAGGAUCGUCCUAG